AUGAGAAAGCGUACUGCUGCGCGUGGCGCCAUGAACAACGAGGACGGUGGAGCUGAUGGCGGCGGUCCGGAGCGCGGCUCAGAGCACCGGGCCCGAGAACGUUACUGUUCUGGCUACUGUUCUGGCACUAUCGCAACACUUGCACUAGUGAUCACUGACCCUGUCACGGGAAUAUACUUCACUAAGGGAACGAGCCGGGCUUCUCCGGUGGAGACCGUCAAGCCUGUCAAGCAGACCAAGCCUAUCGACACCGCCGCUCAGAAGACCACCAAGGCAAAUUGUGGUCGUAUCACCAGCCGAGUCCGCAUCACCAACGAGGCCGUCUGUCUCCGCAACCAGCCCAAUGCUCGUAACAACCAUCUCUUCUUUAACAAGAAAGGACGAAGCUCCGAGGCUGUAGACGAGGGCGACGGCAAUACCCACAGUCAGUCUCGCUUCCGAGACUCCUUCAUCUACACCAGGCCUGCUGAACGUCUAACCGAUUCUUCGCCUUGCGGCGCCCUCAAUCGACUGUGUACAAACUCCAUAAGCCAGAAGUGCCGGUUGGUGCCGGUGAAGAACGAGGACGGCGAGGGCGUCAAAAGACCACUCAAUCCAAGCGAAGCCGGGGCGACUCAGACUGCUGAGCAAUUGAUCGACGUGAAGCCAGAGGACCAGCAGACCAUCAAGUUUGCCGAAGUCAAGACUGCGCUUUCCAAGGUCAAAACCCGAAGAUCCCUCGAAACGUCUCGGUGUUCUCUGCCUCGGAGCCGGAACGAAGAGGUCGCCCUCGCAAGUCGGAGCCAAAUGACCCUUGUAUUCCCCUUGACGAAGCCUUCGUUCCCGCAGCAAGAUCCUGCUUGGAUUCCAUGCCUACCGUCCGAUCCUCACGCGCCUACUCUCACGCAUAGCAACGGCCAUGAUACCCCGAUGGGUAUAUCUGCUGUCAAGGAUGAUCGCGACAUCGUAAUAACCGAUGACGAAGAUAUUGGCUCGACGCCCACAAUUUCUGAACGAAAGCGGAAGCGGGAAGAUGAGAUGGCAGGAUCCCGUAGUCUCAUACCGACAGAGGUACCCUCGCUCAAGCGCCUGAAGGAGGAGGAUGGUGACGUUUUAAGCCCGCCUCCUCUUCCGCCUCUUCCACCACCGCCUGAGGGUGAGACUACGAUAAACCUCGGCUUGGACGCAAAGCCAGAGCGUCUCCGACUGGCGUGCGAGGGGUUCGUCAAGACACGCGAAAAGGGGCCUAGCUGUCUUUGA
Molecule: messenger RNA, 1239 nt
Organism: Anthostomella pinea
Lineage: Eukaryota; Fungi; Ascomycota; Sordariomycetes; Xylariales; Xylariaceae
Source: the annotation of a GenBank genome assembly